This is a messenger RNA of Amphimedon queenslandica, 1598 nucleotides long. Its product is annotated as scavenger receptor cysteine-rich domain superfamily protein-like. The record is from RefSeq and is a predicted model, not a curated record. Lineage: Eukaryota; Metazoa; Porifera; Demospongiae; Haplosclerida; Niphatidae. The transcript is spliced from 10 exons. Gene Ontology annotation, cellular component: membrane. The annotation marks the transcript as partial.
UGGCUGGGGAUAUCAAGAAGCAUUUGUAGUGUGUAGACAAUUAGGUCUACCAGCAACAGAUGCACAAUCUGUUUAUUAUUAUAAUUCUUUUGGAUAUGGACAUGGAAUACCAACAUUGUACAACUGGAGAUGCAUUGGGAAUGAGUCAAGUUUGAAUGAUUGCUUAAAGUCUACAUCAAGCUGUUACUAUAGUUAUCGUAGUGUGUACAGGAUAUCUGGAGUUAGUUGUAAAGGAAGCAUUGUACCAGGAAAUUGUUCUACUGGCAGUAUGCGUCUUGUUGGUCCUAAUGGUCCUAAUAAAGUGGAAGGGAGAGUAGAGUAUUGCAGUAAUGGAGUGUGGGGUACUGUUAGUAGAUAUGGAUUUGAUGUUAGAGAUGCUCAUGUAGUAUGCAGAAGACUUGGUCAUCAGACACCACGAGCUUUGAUAAUUUGGAAUGCUUACUUUGGUCAAGGAUCUGGUCCAGUAGUGUUUUAUUAUUUAGGAUGUACUGGAAGUGAAGAUAGAUUAGAACAUUGUACUUACUCAUCAAGUCCAUAUUAUCUUAGCCACGCAACUGAUGUUGGUGUGAAAUGUUCAGAGAGAGUAUUAACUGACUGUAUUAAUGGUAGUGUUAGAUUGGUUAAUGGUACUACACCAGAUGAAGGAAGAGUGGAAGUUUGCAUCAAUGGAGAAUGGGGAGCUGUUUGUGGUCGGUACUGGGAUAGAAGUGAAACUAAAGUUGUUUGUAAGCAGCUUGGAUACAGCCAAGAUGCAGUUGAGGGAUCAGUGUUUAGAUAUUCUAAAUUUGGGGAUGGAGAUUAUCAACAAAUUUUAUGGAAUAUUCAGUGUACUGGAUCAGAGACUAGCUUGACAUCUUGUAGUAAUUACCAUAAUGAUAAUUGCUAUUAUGGACGCACUGUUGGCAUCAAAUGUUACAAUACAACUAAUUGCACUCAUGGUGAAAUCAAGUUGUAUGGGGGACAGUCUAAUGCUGAAGGAGAUUUAUUAAUUUGUUUUAAUGGAGUGUGGAUUUUUGUGUGUGAUUGGUGGUCAAUUUUACCAAAUGUUGUGUGCAGACAGUUGGGUUAUCAAGAUAACAACUGGGCUUCAUAUUCAUAUAAUUCAUUGUUUGGUUCAAAUAACAAUGUUGCUCCAAUGGUGGUAGUUCGAUUUUCAUGCAGUGGAAAUGAAAAUUCACUAGAUUAUUGCUCCAAUAAUACUUACAAUUAUCACUGUGAUACAGCAUUUGGAUUUAUAUGUUCAAGUGUAGUAAAUUGUAGCAAUGGAACAAUUCGCUUAACUGAUGGAGGAGGAGAUAAUGAAGGAAGAGUAGAGAUAUGUACUGAUGGUAUAUGGAUGACAAUUGAUGCAAGAUACUACUGGAAUUAUAAUAAUGCUAAAGUUGUUUGCAGGCAAUUAGGAUAUUAUGAUACUUGGUCUGUUGCAAUUACUGAUACUAACUGGAGUGGUAAGAAUGAAAGAGUUGGUUAUAGAUAUGUGUGUACUGGAACUGAGAAUAAACUAAGUAGCUGUUCAAAAUACUCACCUUCAUCAUAUGCAAAUUAUUGGUUUAAUCAGAAACGAGGUGGAGUAGAUUGUCAAUACAAUGACACUGGAA